This is a messenger RNA of Paramecium tetraurelia, 1281 nucleotides long. RefSeq lists its product as uncharacterized. NCBI's taxonomy places the organism in Eukaryota, Ciliophora, Oligohymenophorea, Peniculida, Parameciidae. Gene Ontology annotation, molecular function: proteasome-activating activity; ATP binding; ATP hydrolysis activity. Gene Ontology annotation, cellular component: proteasome regulatory particle, base subcomplex. The transcript is spliced from 6 exons. The record is from RefSeq and is a predicted model, not a curated record. Gene Ontology annotation, biological process: proteasome-mediated ubiquitin-dependent protein catabolic process.
AUGUAAACAGAGAAACCCACCCCAAAAACAGAGGCUGAUUAUUAGGCUUAGGCAGCAUAAUUAUCAGACGCUCAGUUAUAAGAAGAAAUUAAUAAGCUAAUGAAGAGAGCACAUGAAUUAAGGAACUAAUGUUCAAGGGAAGUGAAUCAAAAAAAGCACUAUGAAGAUUCAUUAGAAAGUACAAAGAAGAGAGUAGGUAUCAUGACCACUCUUCCAUACUUGGUAUCAAAUGUAGUGGAGAUCUUGGACAUUGAAGCCGAAGAUAAAGAUUAACAAGAUCAAUCUGUGACUGAUGGUUAUGCUACAAUCUCUGGGAAAGGUGUAGUAAUCAAGACAACUACGAGACAAACAAUCUUUUUACCAGUCACUGGUUUAUUGAAUGCAUCAUAAUUAAAACCUGCAGAAUUGAUUGGAGUCAACAAGGAUGGCUAUAUGUUAUAUGAGAAAUUACCAACUGAAUAUGAUGCUAGAGUCAAGACAAUGGAAGUUGAUGAGAAACCAUAGGAAGAUUAUACAGAUAUUGGAGGAUUGGAUAAAUAGAUUGAAGAAUUAAGAGAAGCUAUUGUCUUACCAAUUGUGCAUAAGGAGAGAUUUGAAAACAUAGGAAUUAGACCACCAAAAGGAGUAUUGAUGCAUGGACCACCAGGAACAGGUAAAACUAUGAUGGCUAGAGCCUGUGCUGCUUAAACCAAGGCAACAUUCUUGAAAUUGGCUGGACCUCAACUAGUGUAAAUGUUUAUUGGAGAUGGUGCCAAAAUGGUUAGAGAUGCCUUCCAAUUGGCCUAAGAAAAGGCCCCUGCCAUCAUUUUUAUUGAUGAAUUGGAUGCCAUUGGAACGAAAAGAUAUGACAGUGACAAGAAUGGUGACAGAGAAGUCUAAAGAACUAUGCUUGAGUUGUUGAAUUAAUUAGAUGGAUUUAGUCCUGAUGAUAGAAUUAAAGUUAUUGCUGCAACCAAUAGACCUGAUAUAUUGGACCCAGCUUUGUUGAGAUCAGGGAGAUUGGAUAGGAAGAUUGAGUUCCCAUUGCCAAAUGAAGAAGCUAGAGCUUAAAUUUUAAAGAUUCAUUCUAGAAAGAUGUCUGUGGCCAAAGAAACUGUGAAUUAUGUUGAAAUCGCUAGAAGUACUGACGAAUUUAAUGGAGCCCAAUUGAAGGCUGUCUGUGUUGAGGCUGGUAUGAUUGCAUUGAAUAGAGGAGGAACAUUCUUGAUUCACGAGGAUUUUGUGGAAGGUAUCGCUGUUGUACAAGCUAAAAAGAAAAGUAGUUUAAAUUAUUAUGCUUGA